GGCUCGGACGUGGACUGGGACGACCUUUGGGAUCAGUUUGAAGAGCGGAGGUACCUGAGUGCCCGGAGGUGGAAGGGCGGCGAGGACCCUUACCGGCUCCAUGCCUUUAACCAGCGGGAGAGCGAGAGGAUCCCCAGUGACCGUGCCGUCCGCGACACCCGCCAUCACAGAUGUACGACUUUGCACUAUCGCCAGGACCUCCCACCAACCAGUGUCAUCAUCACCUUCCACAACGAGGCCAGGUCGACCCUGCUAAGGACAAUUCGGAGCGUGCUGAACCAAGUGCACCUCGUCCAUGAAAUCAUACUAGUGGAUGACUUCAGUGAUGAUCCUGAUGACUGCCGCUUGUUGAGCAAGCUCCCCAAGGUGAAGUGCUUGCGGAAUGGACAGCGAGAAGGUCUGAUCCGGUCCCGAAUCCGAGGGGCGGAUGUGGCACAAGCAGGAGUCCUGACCUUCCUCGACAGUCACUGCGAGGUGAAUAAGGACUGGCUGCUCCCUCUGCUGCAGAGGAUCAAAGAGGAUCCCACACGAGUGGUCAGCCCCGUUAUUGACAUCAUCAACUUGGACACUUUUGCCUAUGUGGCAGCUUCCUCAGACCUCAGAGGAGGUUUUGACUGGAGUCUGCAUUUCAAAUGGGAGCAGCUUUCCCCAGAGCAGAAAGCCAAACGACUUGAUCCCACCGAACCCAUUAAGACUCCCAUCAUUGCCGGGGGGCUGUUUGUGAUCGACAAAGCCUGGUUCAACCAGCUGGGGAAGUACGACAGUGCCAUGGACAUCUGGGGUGGUGAGAACUUUGAAAUCUCUUUCCGUGUGUGGAUGUGUGGAGGGAGCCUGGAAAUCAUCCCCUGCAGCCGUGUUGGACAUGUCUUCCGGAAGAAACAUCCGUACAUCUUUCCAGAGGGAAAUGCCAAUACAUACAUUAAAAACACCAAGCGCACCGCGGAGGUGUGGAUGGAUGAAUUUAAGCAGUACUACUACGCUGCUCGUCCCGCAGCCCAAGGGAGGCCUUAUGGAAAUGUCCAGAGCAGAGUGGAGCUGCGGAAGAGGCUGAAAUGCCACAGCUUCAAGUGGUACCUGGAAAACGUUUAUCCUGAACUUCGGAUUCCCGAGGAAUCGCUGUAUCAGACUGGGAUGAUCAGGCAAAGGCAGAGCUGCCUGGAGUCACACAAGUCUGAAGCCCAAGAGUUCCCUGUCCUGAGCUUAAAUCCUUGCAUCACCAGCAAAGGCACAGCAGCAACGGCACAGGAAUGGACAUACACAUACAACCACCAAGUCCGCCAGCAGCAGCUGUGCUUGUCUGUGUACACCCUCUUCCCCGGUUCCCAGGUGCUGCUGUCACCCUGCAAAGAAGGUGACAACAAGCAGCGAUGGGGUAAAGUUGGAUCACACAUUGAACACAUAGCAUCACGCUUCUGUUUGGACACUGAGACGAUUGGGGACACGAAUGAGAGUACCAAAGAACUUGUCAUCAACCCUUGUGAGAGCACAGCCAUGAGUCAGCGCUGGGACAUGGUGAUGUCUUGA
Leptosomus discolor (cuckoo roller) is the source of this 1524-nucleotide messenger RNA. The record is from RefSeq and is a predicted model, not a curated record. NCBI's taxonomy places the organism in Eukaryota, Metazoa, Chordata, Aves, Leptosomiformes, Leptosomidae.